CGACUUGUCCAGAUUGACUAUAGUCAUCGUCGAAUAGCAAUAAUAAUCGCAGCGAUGCCUACCACCACGACGAGAUCACCUAGCAUGUCGGGCUCAUCCACGUCCACGGCCAGGGACACCUCGUUACCUCCUCCUCCUCAUGCGAUCCCAGCCAACUCUGAGAAACCGCACGAUCCCUCCAACGCCUCUGCUUCGAACAGACCACCAUCACAAUCACAACCACCUCAAAAACAACAGACAGGUCGACAGGGCAACGACAAGGACGCCGACGACGCUCGAGAUCAAGCACUCUCAGAAGACGGUCCUCCGGAAGAUAUCCGAUAUUACCUUCCCACGCUCAUAGGCCGGUUCGUAGGGUACCGCCCGCCAGGCCUUAAACCGCCCUUUGAACCCCUGGGGAUCCCUCCAUUCAAGUACCUCUCCCACAUCCCGCUCAAGUAUGAGAAUUAUAUAUGGAGCACAGUGGGGAGUUUUGUGGGGAUCAUUUUGAUUGAGAUGGUGAUGAUCAGGGCUUUUGCCGGGGUACCGGGGAAUGGACUGAUAGUAGCUGCUUUUGGGGCCGGGGCGGUACUGGCGUAUAGUCAGUUUGAGAGCCCGUUGGCUCAGCCGAGGAGCAUCAUAGGCGGGUCGGCUAUCUCCUGCGUCAUCUCGGUCGGCCUGACAAGACUCUUCCGACUGUCUAACAACUACGGAGCGACUUCGAACUUAACUUCCGGAGAACUAGGCUCUCUGGGGUGGAUCAACGGAGCCCUCUCCAUGUCCCUCUCUUUACUGGCGAUGCAGCUCACGGGGACGACUCAUCCGCCAGGAGGAGCUGCGGCGUUGGUAGCGGCUACGCAAGGAGGGGCGAUCAUGAUGAGUUGGAGGUAUAUUUAUGUGGUUAUGGUAUCGGCUUGUUUGGAAUUGGGUUGGGCGUUGGUUUGGAAUAACCUCGGCCGAAGACGUUACCCAACCUACUGGAUCUCCCCUUCCUCGACCCUCGGCGCCCGUACAUUCCGACGACUGCGCUCGAAUGCCCAUUCUCAACAGCAUGCCGAGGCUGACGAGAAAGCGACUGCAACUAUGGCCCGGAGGGAAUCCAGGAGGGGCACCCGGGGGGAGUCCAGGAGGAUGACGAGGAGCGAGAGGGAGUUUUUAAGGGACGAACAAGGGAAUCAUAGGCAUGUUAUAAACACCGAACAACGAUUAGGGAUGGGGGAGGGGGCCGGGUUGAGGCCUGAUCGGGAGAGGAGGUUGGUAGAAGAGGGGAUCUUUAGUAAGACGACGCAGGAGAGGUGGGGGGUAUGAUAGGGAGCCAGGGUUUGGGGUGUAG
Messenger RNA from Filobasidium floriforme, 1312 nucleotides. RefSeq names its product HPP family-domain-containing protein. The record is from RefSeq and is a predicted model, not a curated record. NCBI's taxonomy places the organism in Eukaryota, Fungi, Basidiomycota, Tremellomycetes, Filobasidiales, Filobasidiaceae. The transcript is spliced from 2 exons. Bases 55 to 1287 code for a protein of 410 amino acids.